This is a messenger RNA of Polistes dominula (European paper wasp), 4120 nucleotides long. Its product is annotated as venom dipeptidyl peptidase 4. NCBI's taxonomy places the organism in Eukaryota, Metazoa, Arthropoda, Insecta, Hymenoptera, Vespidae. Gene Ontology annotation, biological process: proteolysis. The record is from RefSeq and is a predicted model, not a curated record. Gene Ontology annotation, molecular function: serine-type peptidase activity; dipeptidyl-peptidase activity. Gene Ontology annotation, cellular component: plasma membrane.
AUUCUCUUCUUCAUAAGAAGAUAUUUUUUCAUAUUUUAUAUUGUAGUUUUAUUAGUAAAAGAAUAAAAGUGAACGGGGCAAAUUAGAUAAAAGUGUUGUCUCUAACAUGCUUGUUUUCUUCGAUAUAUUCUAAGUUUGUAUCAUUUAUAAAAGCAUAAUAUUGAUGAAUCAACGGUUAUGUAAAAAAACAGAUUUAUCAAGGAGAAAAAGUUUGAUUAAUGUUAUUUCAAAUGUGGUUUAGGUUAGGUUAAAGAUCCAUUGUUUAUGAAUGUUCAACGUUUUCUACGAAUAUGUUAACGUUUAUUUAUUAUUAAUUUAAAGUGAUAAUUGUCAAUAACAUUAUAUCAUCGUUAAAGUGAUAAUUCAAAAAAAAUUGAAUGUGAGAAAUGUGUCGGAAGAGUAUUCGAGGAAGGAGAAAUUGUGUGUUUGUUAUCUUUUAAGAUAACAAAAGAUUCCCCUCGUCACAUUCGAAGAUUACAUUCGUGUAAUGACAAGAAAUAAAUGUGUUAGGAGUCAUGGUCAAUGAUCAAAUAAUUAAAUAAAUAAUUCGUAUCGUUGUUGGUUGACGCGUAAAAAGUUCUUACAGGAAAACAAUUAUUUUUCAAGGAAAAAAAAAAGAAAAAAACAACAAAAAACAAAAUAAAGAAUAAAGACAAAAGGAAAAAGAAAAUCAAAAUACCGGAAACAAAAUUAUUAUCAUCAUUUGUAUUAAUACCACAACUACGUUGAUGAUGUCGGAUCGUUGAAUGUUAAUUUAAAAAACCAAAAGAACAACGUCUGAUAAUAAAAAUAUUUAAAAAUCACGAAUGAAAGUUGUAAACUUUUAAAAUCAAAGAUGACAAUGUUUAGAAACUUAUCAAAAGUGGAUGUGGUUUAUAAAAGAUAAGAUUAUUGUGUUAUACAUUUUUGUUGUUGCUGUUGUUGUUUAUUUGAAAAGAAUCUGUUUAGUGGAAAAAGAAACAAUAGGGAAGUUCAAAAGAAGAACAAAACGAUAGUUUAUAGUGUAUAUUGUCUACGAUUUGACCAAUCGAAACUUGACUAUGAACGGACUUCAUAGAAGAACGAAAGAGUAAGUGUAAAAAAAUUGAGGGAGGUGGUGAAAGAGGAGGAGGAGGAGGAGAAGAAAAAGUAGAAAGAGUGGGAGAAAUAAGAGAAAGAACGAGUGUGGGUUAUCUUAUAUUACGUAUACUUUCUUAUACGUACACAUUUAUUCAAAAAAACACAUAUACGUAUACGAAUAUAUGUAUGUUCAGAUGAACAUAAGGAAAUGUAAGAAUAGAGAGUGGGAUUAAGAAGAAAGAAAAAAAAGAAAGAAGGAGACAUAUAAUAUAUAUAUAUAUAUAAAAUGUAUAUAUAUAUUUAAAAAAAGUUUUAUCGAAGUAGGUGGGAGCAUACAAGGAGAACACAAACACGUCCGGAAAAUACUUAAUCGAUCAGUCUUCCUCCAACGUUCUUCUGGGAUCCGUUGGAACGUCGACUUUUUCGAUCAUUGUCGAAUAGGAUCCCACACAACCAAAACAUUCGUGGUAUCCCUCAUCCCUUAAAAACAUGAUUUCACUAAGGAGUUUUGUAUUCCUUAACGGAUUCAUCUUUGUCUUAUUGACAGGAAGAACAGUGAGCUAUGUCCUCGAUAAGGAUAACUUGGACAGGGUGGUAUUUAGGACUCAGGAUGAUUCGAACUUUCCAAAAAGGCCUUUCCAACUUGAGGAGACUUACACUGCCGAUUAUCUACCACGUAACUUCAACGGUACUUGGACAUCAGAUACCACGUUAAUUUAUAUAUCCGAAACUGUAGGAGAAAUUCUUCAAUUUGACGUUGUCAAGCAACAAUCUACUGUGAUCAUCGAUGUAUCAAUUUUUGACGAUUAUUUAGUAGAAAGUUACUUAUUAUCACCGACCGGACGAUUUCUUCUUAUCGGAUACGAUCUUCAAAAAGGAUUCAGAUAUUCGACCUUCAUGAGAUAUGUUAUUUAUGAUACUGAACUUGGACAAUAUGAUAAAAUUGGCAAUGGAAUGCAUAUCGCUCUUGUCAGAUGGGCACCACUAACAGACGAUUUGAUAUAUAUCCUCGACAAUAAUAUUUAUUAUAAACGUUUCUCUAAAAACGGUUUUAAUGAUGUACAAAGAGUGACGGACGAUGGCAUUGCCGGGAUCAUUUAUAAUGGUGUGGCUGAUUGGGUUUACGAAGAGGAAGUGUUACAUGGAUCAUCUGCCAUUUGGUUUUCUCCAGAUGGUAAAAGGUUAGCAUAUGCAACAUUCGACGACAGAAAAGUCCAUGAAAUCUUGUAUCUUCAUUACGGAGAACCCGGCAGCCUCGGCGACCAAUAUCCCACGGAAGUGAAGAUUAAGUACCCCAAGGCUGGCACACCGAAUCCUGUGGUAUCUUUGACGCUCGUCGAUCUUCACGAUCCUACAUUAAAUAAGAUAAAUUUAGAGGCCCCCGUAGAUAUAGUUGGCAUAGACAACGUACUGACCAACGUUCAAUGGAAAGAUUUUAAUACCAUCAUUGCUACGUGGUCGAAUCGUGUACAAAAUGAGACUGAAAUAGUUUGGUACAACGUUUAUGGUGAAACUGUUGAAACGUUGCAUAUUGAAGAACCUGAGGGAUGGGUGGAUAUUAAAAAUUUAUUUUUCUACAAUGGUUCAACUUACAUGCGUAAAUUACAACAAUCUGGAACGAAAGCUGGAAGAUUUCAUCACGUGACAAGAUACGAAAAAGUUGGAUCAACGCUGAUUCAAAAGGACCUAACUCCGGGUGCAAUAGAGGUUCAAGAUAUUCGUGCAAUAGACCAUUUCAAUGGUAGAAUUUACUAUCUUGCUAGUGGACCUGGGGAACCAUCCCAAAGGAAUUUAUAUUCCGUACCUGCCGAUGGCAGCAAGGAACCUACUUGCAUAUCGUGCAACGUUAUAACGCCGGAAGGUAACCAGUGUAAAUACGCAGACGUGUCAUUCUCACCAUUUAGAUCGUAUUACGCGUUAGUAUGUCAAGGUCCGGAUCCAACAUUCAUUGAUAUUUUUGAUUCAAAUCAUAGAAAAAUCUUUUCAUGGGAACACAAUUUGAUGUUACGACUUAGACUCACUAAAAGAGAGUUACCCAUAGUCAAGGAUUUAUACGUUCAUGCAAACGGUUACGAUAGCAAAGUCAGACUACUUUUACCUCACAAUUUCGAUGAAAGUAAAUCGUAUCCGAUGUUGGUCAACGUAUAUGCUGGACCAAAUACGGCAAAAAUAAACGACGCAGCUUCAUACAGUUACCAAUCGUAUAUGACGACAAAUCGUAGCGUGAUUUACGCUUACAUCGAUGGUAGAGGAUCAUCGAACAAGGGUAGCAACAUGCUUUUCGAGAUUUAUAGAAAUUUAGGUACCGUUGAAGUCGAGGAUCAAAUUACUGUAACUAGAAAACUUCAAGAAAUGUAUUCCUGGAUCGAUUCUAAAAGAACGGCUAUUUGGGGUUGGAGUUAUGGUGGCUUCUGUACCGCAAUGGUAUUGGCUAAAGACGUGGAUUCUGUUUUCAAGUGCGGAAUAUCCGUAGCACCAGUAUCUUCCUGGAUUUAUUACGAUUCCAUUUAUACGGAAAGAUUCAUGGGUCUUCCAACACCAGAAGAUAAUCUUAAAGGUUACGAUGGAACAGACGUAUCUAGACGAGUUGAGGGUAUUAGAGGGAAGAAAUUUAUGUUGAUACAUGGUACUGGUGACGAUAACGUUCAUUAUCAGCAGUCAUUGGCAUUGGCAAAGUCCCUUGAGGAAUCUGAUAUACUGUUCGAACAAAUUACCUACACGGAUGAAGCACAUGCGCUGUAUGGCGUUUUACCACACCUUUAUCAUUCUAUGGAUAGAUUUUGGAGUGAAUGUUUCAGUUGGUCUAAUACUCACUGACUCGAAUAAUUUUGUUUUUUCUUCGAUAUGUUUGAAGAACUUAUGACAUCGGGAAAAUAAAAUAAUCGAAAAGGAAAAACGUCGAAGAGGAAGAUUUGUGUUAUUAAAAAAAAACAUAUUAGGAUAAAUUUCGAGAUACGUUUAUCUCGAAAAUAUUCUCAAUCGUAGUUUUGAUUCGAUUCAAAUUGGAUCGUAAUUAUUGAUAAAUUUGUUAAUUGAACCUUUUUUUUCUCGAAUUAGCGAA